Xyrauchen texanus (razorback sucker) is the source of this 7909-nucleotide messenger RNA. Its product is annotated as arf-GAP with SH3 domain, ANK repeat and PH domain-containing protein 1-like. Gene Ontology annotation, biological process: positive regulation of GTPase activity; cell migration. Bases 225 to 3209 code for a protein of 994 amino acids. Gene Ontology annotation, cellular component: cytoplasm; focal adhesion. Gene Ontology annotation, molecular function: GTPase activator activity; protein binding. NCBI's taxonomy places the organism in Eukaryota, Metazoa, Chordata, Actinopteri, Cypriniformes, Catostomidae. The record is from RefSeq and is a predicted model, not a curated record. The transcript is spliced from 26 exons.
CAGUAGAUUAACUUUCACGAGAUACUUACUCUCCAGCAGCGCGGCGGCCGGACGCUCACACGUUUCAUCGCAGAUAUGAAACCACGUUUAAUUAUCUUUCAGUGGAAAUCACGCACACUGCUGGAUUUAAUCUACUUUAUAUGAAAUUCGCGUGAACUUUUUUCUUGGAGUUUUUUUUUGUUUUCAAGUUCGUCGGUUGCUACUGUUGGAUUUUAAGACGAAGCAUGCCGGAGAAAAUAAGCAUUUCGGAUUUCGUUUCAUUGGCGAAAGAGGACCUGUCGUCCCCGGGAAGCUCUGGAUUUCAGUCAAAAAUGAACGACUGUCGGAGCUCUGUGAGCGCGCUUGAGGAGUCUUUGGAACAGGACCAGAUGUCCCUACAGCGGAUGAAGAAAAUUGUAAAGGCAAUCCACAACAGUGGACUCAAUCACGUGGAGAAUGAGGAGCAGUACAUUGAGGUUCUGGAGAACCUGGGAAACAGUCACAUGACACAGGACAGCAAUGAGAUCUCCACAGGCUUCCUGAACCUUGCCGUCUUCACACGAGAGAUCACUGCACUCUUCAAAAACCUGGUACAUAACCUUAACAACAUCAUCUCAUUCCCUCUUGAAAACAUGUUGAAGGCAGAGUUGAAAGACAGCAGGCUGGAGCUGAAAAAACAGAUGGAGAAAAGCUGGAAGGAUUAUGAUGCUAAAAUAGGGAAGCUGGAGAAGGAGAGGAGAGAGAAACAGAAACAUGGGCUGAUCCGGCUGGAAGGGACAGACACAGUGGAGGACAUGGAAAGAGAGAGGAGGAACUUCCAGUUGCAGAUGUGUGAGUACUUACUGAAGCUUCAAGAGAUGAAAGUCCGUCAAAGUCCAGACCUGCUGCAGAGCCUGAUAAAGUACUUCCAAGCUCAACUUAAUUUUUUCCAGGAUGGCCUAAAAGCUGCAGAGAAUCUUGGUCCAUUUGUGGAGAAGUUGGCAGCCUCUGUACAUACGGUUCGGCACAAACAAGAUGAGGAAGUUAAGCAGCUCUCUCAACUGCGUGACAGUCUUCGAACACAACUACAGGUGGAUGGCAAAGAGGAUUUUCUAAACAAGAAGAACUCUAGCCAUGGAUAUAGCAUCCAUCAGCCGCAAGGCAAUAAGAAAUAUGGCACAGAGAAAUCUGGCUUUCUUCUUAAGAAAAGUGAUGGGAUCAGAAAGGUCUGGCAGAAGAGGAAGUGUGGGGUUAAAUAUGGCUGCCUUACCAUUUCACAUAGCACGAUCAACAGACCACCAGCAAAGCUCAACCUCCUGACCUGUCAGGUGCGGCCCAACCCUGAGGAAAAGAGAACGUUUGAUUUAGUCACACACAAUCGCACAUACCAUUUUCAGGCUGAGGACGAGCAGGAAUGUUUGAUAUGGGUGUCUGUGCUGCAGAACAGUAAGGAGGAGGCCUUAAACACAGCUCUUGGGGGUGAUCCACUGCAAUUUCAGGACAGCGGUUUGCAGGAACUCGUCCGAGCUGUCAUCUCUGGCCUGAGAAAUCUGCCUGGCAAUGAGGCCUGCUGCGACUGUGGAGCUCCAGACCCUACCUGGCUCUCUACUAACCUGGGCAUCCUCACCUGUAUUGAGUGUUCAGGAAUCCAUCGCGAGCUCGGAGUACAUCACUCACGAAUUCAGUCUCUAACUCUUGACGUGCUUAGCACCUCUGAACUCUUGCUUGCAGUGAGCAUUGGAAAUUCCAGAUUUAAUGACAUCAUGGAAGUCAACCUGACCAAUGAUUCAAUCAAGCCCCUACCAAAGAGUGACAUGACAGCCAGGAAGGAGUUUAUUGUGGCAAAGUAUGCUGAACACCGCUAUGUUCUUCCAAAAGAACACUCUGAACUGUAUUGUGUGUAUGACACCGUUAGGAGUAAAGACCUCACAUCACUGCUGCAGCUCUAUGCAGAAGGAAUGGACCUUUCGAAACCAGAAGCCACACCUGAAGGACAGGACCUUAAGGAGACCGCUCUUCACCUAGCUGUGCGACUGGCAGAGAAGACCUCUCUGGCUUUGGUGGACUUUUUGGCUCAAAACUGUGGCUGCCUGGAAAAGAAGACUGCAGAAGGAAACACAGCUUUGCAUUACUGUGCACUAUACAGCAAAUCAGAGUGCCUGAAACUGCUGCUCAAAGCAAAAGCUGCCCUACACACAGUGAACUCAGCGGGCGAGACUGCACUCGACAUUGCCAAGAGACUGCAGCACACACAGUGUAUUGAGCUGCUGGAAUUGGCCCACAGUGGGAAGUUUAACUGCCAGAUCCACGUUGAAUACACUUGGGAGACUCCACAGGACAUGUAUGACAGUGAAGAUGAUCUGGAUGAUAGGGUGAGUCCACAUUCUAAGGGUUCACGGUCUCCGCUGCCACCUUCAGGCAGUAAUGGGCACUUCUCGUCUGCUUGGAACUUAAACAAAAGCAGUCCAGCAAGGACCUAUGAGAAUAUUGACUUCCUUUAUCGUAAUCCACCCAACAACAGUGCCCCCUCUGGUGGCAUAAUGCCACCUCCCCUGCCAGCUAAAGCAAUACAGAGAGGUCAAUCAGAUCCUCAGAUCUCGGUUUGCAUUCCAGAGACCCACGCACCCCACCGCCAGCGUUCCCAUCCUUCUGGAUGCCUUCAGAGAACCUCCGCUGUGAUGGAGUCUUCAGGACAUGCACCUGCACGCGCUCUCAGUACUGGAGCAGCGAAAGGACAGAGACAGAUGGUGUCCUGGGAGGGACAACCUUCCUCUGGGACGGAGAGCAAAAAUCACUCCACCUCUCCACAGAGUCAGAGAGGGCCUGUCAGUUCAGAUAAGACAACCUCAUAUCGGCGCACAAGCAGUGGGAGUCAGGGAAAGUGUUCGGUACCAUCUCCAGGAUGUGCAGGCAGUCAGGAGGAGCUGAACAGCUGUCCAGUGGGUGGAGCUCCCAACCCAGCCCCACCUCCAACUAAUGCCAAUGCCAGCAUCAGUGCCACUGUGCCAAUCCUAUUGCCACCACCUCGCUCACGCAAAAACGCCAUGAUUUCUUAUAGGCAGAGACCCAAGAAGGUCAGAGCUUUAGUGGACUGCAGAGCGGUUGGUGAGGAUCAGUUGGCUUUCUUUAAGAAUGAGGUCAUAGUAGUGAUGGCAACUGAUGACCCACACUGGUGGGUUGGCCAUAUAGAGGGAGAACCAUCCAGAAGUGGCUCAUUUCCAGUCAACUAUGUACAUCAAAUAGGAGAAUGAAUCUCUAUGAAUGUUAACAUCAUACCAAGUGGACCAAGUCCACUUUAGAGUCGCUAGACCUAGAAGCUAUAGAGAUUGUAUCUGGUAUACGCUUAGAGCUGAAAAGUUCAAAUACUGGAGUGGAUUGGAUGCAAAAAGCUGAUCCACUGAUCCAUAUCAGUGCUGUUCCUAAUGUAUUUCAGUUCUGUUUAUCUGGAUUGAAGGUUUUGGCAGGUAUAUUGUAAACGGCCCAUGAAUGACUGGACUUGAAUAGGCAGAAAAGGGAAGUAGGCCAUCCAGCUUUUGCUUGCAUUUAUGAAAGCCAAAUGGAACCAGCUCUCGCUGGCUUUGUUUUUCAAUUAAAAGCCAGCACUUGUUAUUAUUGAUGCUGAAGUAAAAUAAUUUAGACUACAUAGAAAUUCAGAUCAUCGCAAGAAAAAAAGACAAUCAGGCGCCCUUGGAGUUUUCCUGUCUGAGACUGUUGCCUAGACUGGGAGGCACUGAACUCAUUUCUUAGUGCUCUGCCUGUGGUUGGUUCAAUAGCUCAGUGUAAUUGUGCUCUCUGGACAUUGUUUUAUACUGUCAGGUGUUAUGAAAUGCUAUAUAACCUUAAUUUUGGCCAGACACUAGGUCCACCAGACUUUGAGUUAAAGACUGAGUAAUGUAUUCUGUUUUGUCUGGCUCUUGUGCACCGACGUCUCCUAUUGCUGCUGAUUCCCGGACAUCCAGCCCUGCACUUAGAACUACGGCAAUUCACAACAUUCAGUGUGAAAUACAUCUCAAAUCAAUUUCCAGAAUCCUCAACUAGAACACCAGAAUAUUAUCUAUCUGACCAAAUAUAUUUUUUUUAGUCCUUGUUGUGCUUUAAUUUGCCAAAAAGCCCAGAAUUCAGUAUUCUUAAGGCCUAUAUACUUCAGUUUUUAAAAAAGAUUCAGAGCACAUCAACUCGGAACAGUACAGUAGACAGACACUGUUCUGUCUUUCCAUGCAUAAAGACUGUAAAAUAAAAAUACAGUAACCCACAGCCAGUUUUACAGCUCAUGUGCAUGAUUCUUAUUUUAUCUGCCUUGUUUUUGGGAUAGUUCACCCAAAAAUUUAAAUUCCCUCAUUUACUCACCGUCAUGCCAUCUCAGCUGUGUAUGACUUUUAUUUUUGCUGCUGAACACAAAGGAAGCUUUUUAAAAAACAAUCUCUGCUCUGUAGGUCCGUACAAUACAAGUGAAUGGUUGCCAGAACGUUGAAGCUCCAAAAAGCACAUAAAGGCAGCAUAAAAGUAAUCCAUAUAACUUUUUUAACUAUGAAUUUUCCUCCCUGCCCAGUAGGUGGCGAUGGAAUGAUGCAUGUGUGUCGCCAAAAACAAAAGCAGAAGAAUGUGAAAGGGUAGAUUUAUAGAAAAAAAGGAUAUAAAUGUUGAUCUGUUUCUCGCCCACACCUGUCAUAACACUUCUGAUGAUAUGGAUUUAACCACUGGAGUUUUAUGGUGCUUUUUUGGACCUUCAAUGUUCUGCCCAUCAUUCACUUGCAUUCAAUGGACCUACAGAGCUGGAAUAUGUUUCUAAAAAUCUUCGUUUGUGUUCAGUAGAAAAAGAAAGUCAUCCCCAUCUGGGAUGGCAUGAGGGUGAGCAAAUGAUGAGAUAAUUUGAAUUUUUUGGUGAACUAUCCCUAUAAUGUUAUGUGGCAUAAUAGUGCCAAAACUAAGUGUUUUUUCAGUGCCUGCACAUAUAAAAUCUCAGAUCAGAUAUUCAACAAAGAGCAAAUACUUACAUUGUAUUUAAUCCCUCUGUUAAUUCUAUAAAAACAACUUUUUAAGAAUAACCACAAGUGCACUACAUAAAGUGCCAAUAUUCAGUGAUAGUCUGGAAAAGUCUCUGUCAGUUUUAUAUAUGAAGAAAUAUAAUUUUCUGUAAUUCAUGCCCUCAUUUACUGUUUAUUUAUGCAUUCUUCUCUGUCACUGUAUUGUUGUCAGUCAUCAUCGUUAUUAUGGGGUCUCCUCUCCAUACUGAGGUGGUUUUAUGGAGCAUUUGGCAUGUGUCUAAAACCAGCAGACUCUGUAUAAAUGUUUGAGAGUACACAACAGAUGUUUCCCCUCUGCCAUCGCAUUGACUAUCUUUGAAGCAUUAUUUGGGCAGAGGUGAAAGUAUGUACUGUUGGCACCAGAGGUCCAAAAUGGUUCUGCUGACUUUGUGUUUUAGGAAAGCAAGAGGCAAAUGGUAAUGCUGCUUGUAAAUAGUGCUUGUUGAACUCAGUUCUUUUGUAAACAUGCAUCACUGUUACUAUAUAUUUUUACUGUUAAGAAAUGCCUGUUCUGUUUUUUUUUUUUUUUUUUACAUUUUGCUCGGCAUCUAAUAUUUUUUUUUAUAGAAUGGAAAGUGACUAUUAAAAGUUUCCAAGACAUAUGUAAAGUACUGUCUCGAUUUGACAUGCAUUUCAGUAUGCAAGUUAAUCUGACUGUACCUCCUACAUUGAAUUAAAAAGCUAGUGUGAAAUUGAAGAUAGUAAGUAAAUUCUACAUUUGUACAUAAAAGCUAGAACAUUAAUUUGAACAUAUUAGAAUUAAAUAUUAUGAGUGUUUGUUUAUCUUUACAAUGCAUAAUCAUGUACCAGUCCUUAAGUAGAAAACAUUGUCAUAUUUAUUUGCUACUUUGUGUAAAUUUCACAGGUAAAUGACAUUUUGUAAGUAAAUUGUACUUUCAAACUUUUCGAAGCUGGUGUUUCCAGCAUUGAAUAAUCAAUAAGCUUGCAUAGUUUCACUGUUUGCAAGUUGACUUAACACCAUUUUUUUUUUUUAUCAUUGAUUGUGUUAUGUUUGGUAAUCUCUUGUUUUGUGAUAUCUGAAGUUAAUUUUCUACUUAAAAUUACCCAUUAUUGAUCUGUUUAUUGUUACCAUCAUUGUGUUUUGUGUACCGAGUGUUCAGGUCUGCGAUCAUAUAUUUAACAUCAUUUACAGUAAGAUGUCGUUGACUGAUAGAUUACAUGCAUUAAGCUUUCCUGUGGAAGGCUUCUGUGUGUUGUUAUAUGUACAUGACUAAGUACUUUAAAAAGAACCAAAAGAUCUAAUCCAAGUUUUGGUGAUAAUGUAGCAUAAUGAGAUAUUUAUAAGCAAAUUUUCAUAGGCCGGACAUCUUUGGGAACACCAAAGUAGGUAAAAAAUGUAGACCGCUCAAGGGUUAAAAAAAAUUUAAAAUUAAAAUGCUAUUUAAAAACAAUUUCAAACACUAUUACACUUUUUAAAAAGCAUGAAUUAAUUCAGUGAUAUAUUGCUUGAGUAAAAAGAAUAAACAGAGAGUGAGUAAAAUUGACUUGAAACAGAGUAUUGCAAAGUAAACUUUAAAAGUAAAAGAAUUGUGGAUAGCAUUUACUUGAAAAUAUGGUCUGUUAUAUUUAACUAGCAAUUUUAGUGUGAAAAUCUUAGAUUUUUUCUUAAGUAAACCCUACUCUAAAUUAUUUUCUGUGUAGUCUCUUGACUUUGAUUCAAAUCCAAGUCUAAACCUUUGCAUUUACUGUAAACCUAUAAGUUUAUUACAACAUUUUUUUUUAAAGAUCUUGCAUUAAGUUUUUAUCAGGAGAAAUGAGAAAAGGGUCUUAUUCUAGAAUAUAUAUAAGCCCCAUACAAUCCACACACAUUCACACAGGCUAUCCUCAUUCUUCUGCAAAAUUGUUCAAAUCCCUAGAUUAAGAGAGUAGCAUCUUUUGCAAACAGAUUAUGCACACACAAAUCCAUGGAGAUGUAUGUGUGUCCAUAUUAGUACGUUUUACUGAGAGUGCCUCACUUCCAACAGCGUCAGUCCUCCACAUGGGAUGAGCCUAAUGAAUGGUUGCCAGCACUCAAGUUGUUUACGGAUUGAGAAUCGUUAGCUCUUAGUGUCCGACUGAGCUGUUGCAUAAUUGACAGGUCUUACAUCACUGGGCAGGGGGUCCGAACGAAAUGAUGCUAUAAGUCUCAGGUUCAACAGAAGCUUUGAAACAGAUAUACACAGUGAUGAUCCACAGGCUAAACUUGUUUCAUACAAACUUCAUUUACUUACAGGAGGCCUUUUUAACUGUACUAAUGGCAAUUUAGCAAUAAUGGAGAUAAAAUACCCUUGGUGCUUGCUAAGGAGAAAGUACUUGUACUAUGUUAUUGAUAUUGUGCUUUAUAUUUAGAUAAAUGUGUCUGCCCCUUUGAAAUCAAACUGGUUUGCAUUAUGGUAUGGGAAAUGAAAUAUGUGAGAUAUCCUUAGAUUUUUGACAGUAAAUCAUGGCUGACUUUAAGUAAAGUACGCAAACCAUAAAUUUCCUUUCUCAGAAGUUUAAUUACCAAUAUUAUACACCAAUAUACAAUAUUUUAUAGGUCAUCUGAGAACUCAACACUUAGAUUUCAUAAUUUAUUUGUAUGAAGAAUCACCACGGGGAAGCUUUUCACUGGACUAAGCUCAGCCAUAAGAUCAGGGUUAUUCUAGGUCAAGGUUUUUCUAGUGUCAUAGCUUUUGCCAUUAUGUUUAAUACAUAUGUUGUUGUUGUGACAUGACAUCUUGCAUAAUAAGUGCUUAUACUAAUCUGUGUGUACAUUGCAAAUGAAGUAACAAAUGGAUGCUCUUUUGCUCUCUAUAGCCUUAAUCUUAAAUCCCCGAUGUUGUGUGUUCAGAAUAAAUUCUGCUGGUGUUCAGAACCAAUAUUUAUGAGUAUUGUGAAGUGUCUGAAGAGCGUAUCAGAUUUAGAAUUCACCCCAAAAAAAGGCCAGA